AUGGUAGCGGAACCUGUACAGGCAACGCUCCAGACAAUUGAACAUUUCUAUAACCAAACAUCUCAGUUUGUCUCGUCACAACAAGACAAGCUUGCCCAUUCUGGAUACAUCGAUAAGUUAGCUCAUCUAAAUCCUUUCUCAUCAGAGAGUCCUGCCUCUUCCGAAACGUUGGGAUAUGUUAGCAGAAGACAACUGGCGCUUCCAGAGCGUAUGAUCGAGAAUUUCACAAAGCAUAAGCACCUCUAUAUGAGUAUUCUUACUGUUGGGCUCGGAGCUGGCUGCUACUAUUGGAACCAAGUAAGGCCAGGGAUAAACGUCAAGGAGCAACCACGGUCCAAACGCCGUGCUCCCAAGUUAGCCAACGGAGCCAGGAGGGAUGUGAUUUUGAUUAUAGGCUCACCCACCGAGCCAUUGACCAGACUAAUUGCUCUCGACUUCGAAAAGAGAGGGAUGAUAGUAUACUUGACGAUACUUGACGAGAAGGACCGUAGGUUUGUGGAGUCCAAUCCAAUCACAGACGAUAUUAACUACUUCAAUUUGAGCGAAACCACCAGCUUGGAGUCUCAGUUGGGCAAAUUCCAGCAGCUUUUGGAGCUCCCAGUGGUGCCAUUCCCCGGAGCCGAACCUCAUAACUUGAGAUUGGUGAGUGUGGUAUUCACACCCAGUCUAUACUUCCAAGCAGGUCCAAUAGAGAAUAUCAGUAUAGGUACAUGGGCCAAGAUCAACGAGAGAAUCCUCCUCUACACCACCUUGUUCUCGUCAGGAUUGAUCGCCUUGAUCAGAAACCAGGAGAGCAAGACCAUCUUGAUCAACCCUAACAUCAUCAGCACAUUGAACAUGCCAUACCAUUCUCCCGAGACAAUGUACCAAAAUAGCAUGAAGCACUUGUUCACCGCCUUAGCAAGAGAAUUGAGCCCUCAAGGAUUGUCUGUGACCCAAGUGAGAUUGGGCAAUCUUCACAUUUCUAACCAGAGCAGGGCGUCAGGACUGAAGAUCUCCAAUUUGGUCAAUUCUGAGGUCCGUAGCUGGGAUCCCCAAAUGAAGGAGUUGUACGCCGAGAAGUUUUCCAAAACAGAGUUCAAGUCCAAUCCCAUCAGGGCUUCUGGUGGCAGAGGCACAAGCUUGAGAGAGUUGUACCAUACCUUGUUCGAUUUGACCUAUGGCAAAGGAAGAAACUCGUCGGUGGUUUAUUGUGGUGCUGGAGCCAGGUCUUACGAUUUAGUCACAAGAAUAUUCCCCGAGUCAUGGAUUGACUUGUUCUUGAUGUAG
Molecule: messenger RNA, 1269 nt
Organism: Suhomyces tanzawaensis NRRL Y-17324
Lineage: Eukaryota; Fungi; Ascomycota; Pichiomycetes; Serinales; Debaryomycetaceae
Exons: 1
Coding region: 1-1269 (422 amino acids)
Source: RefSeq, a predicted model, not a curated record